GGUUGCUUUCCUUUUCCACUCCGCCAGCCCUGCUCCGUCACUGAUCACUUCCGACUCUAACCCUAGCGGGAAAUUGUUUCUACCAAAUCCCAGCAUGUCCAGCGCCGAUCCCGAACACCGUGAAGAGGAGGAGGCCCCCGCCGGCGAGGAUGAGGACACCGGAGCUCAAGUUGCUCCGAUUGUUAAACUUGAGGAAGUCGCCGUCUCCACCGGCGAAGAAGACGAAGAUGUUCUUCUUGACUUGAAAUCGAAGCUUUAUCGAUUCGAUAAGGAUGGGAAUCAGUGGAAGGAGCGAGGCGCGGGUACUGUGAAAUUUCUGAAGCACAAGGUUACUGGAAAAGUUAGACUCGUGAUGAGGCAAUCUAAGACCCUCAAGAUCUGCGCUAAUCAUCUCAUUGUACCAUCAAUGACGGUGCAAGAACACGCUGGGAACGAAAAAUCUUGCGUUUGGCACGCGAGGGAUUAUGCUGAUGGUGAACUGAAGGAUGAACUCUUCUGCAUUCGAUUUGCGUCAAUUGAAAAUUGCAAAACCUUUAUGGAAAUGUUCCAAGAGGUUGCUGAAUCCCAGAAGAGUAAUGAGGAAAACAAGGAUGCAACUGCUGCUGCUGGUCUUCUUGAGAACUUAAGUGUUGGCGAGAAGGCAGAGGCAGAAAAGAAAGAUACAGAGAAUAAAGAUGCCGAGAAGAAAGAGACAGGGAAGGGAGACGCCGAGAAGAAGGAGACAGCGAAGGAAGAUGCCGAAAAGAAAGAGACAGAGAAGAAAGACGUGGGAGAGAAAGGUGAAGGGACUUCAUCGUCAUCAACUUGAGACAAGUAUAAUCUUUUCGUAUUUGAUUAUUUCCCGCUACUUAGGAACAUGACAAGGCGUGGUGGUUCCUCUUUUCUUCCCUCAUCUUGGGAUAUUCAGUCUUUGGAUUGUGUCUGUCAUGGAGAAAUGCUAUUGAGCGGUCUGUUUUAACUGGAGUCUAUUCCAGGAGUUUGAUUCAGUUUUAAAUUGUCGAGGGUUGUGCUUCUGGGAUCUGGGAGUUCACUAGUUUUAGUUUUAUUUGUUGCUAGUUUUUGAAUCAUGUCAGUUGGGAGGUUUCAGUCGGGAAACUAGCCAAGAGUAUAAACACAGGGUUUCUGGAUACGAAAUUGUUUGAUUUGCACAUUUUUUCAUGAGUUGAUUCCAUGUGGUACAA
This is a messenger RNA of Prosopis cineraria, 1181 nucleotides long. RefSeq names its product ran-binding protein 1 homolog b-like. The record is from RefSeq and is a predicted model, not a curated record. Gene Ontology annotation, biological process: nucleocytoplasmic transport. Gene Ontology annotation, cellular component: cytoplasm; nuclear pore. Lineage: Eukaryota; Viridiplantae; Streptophyta; Magnoliopsida; Fabales; Fabaceae. Bases 95 to 808 code for a protein of 237 amino acids. Gene Ontology annotation, molecular function: GTPase activator activity. The transcript has 4 exons.